UGCGCGGCCACCGCCCCCCCCGCCCGGCGGGGCCAUGGGGACCGGCUCCAGGGUGCUGCUGGUGCUGCUGCUCCUCCUUCCCAUCUGGGGCUCGGCGGCGGCACACAAUGGGGAUCUUACAGUUAGACCCACAUGCAAGCCUGGCUUCUCAGAGCACGACUACACAGCCUUCGUCUCCCAAAACAUCAUGGAAGGGCAGAAGUUACUCAAAGUAAAAUUUAAUAACUGUGCUGGUAACAAGGGAGUUCGGUAUGAAACCAACAGCCUGGACUUCAAGGUGAGGGCGGACGGGACCCUGUUUGCCGCCCACCACGUGCAAAUGCCCUCGAAGCAGCUGAUCCUGGUGGUGACGGCGUGGGAUCCCCAGACCCUGGGCAGGUGGGAGGCCAUGGUCCGGUUUCUGGUGGCAGAGAAGUCCCAGCACAGCGGACACAAGCCAAAAGGCAGGAAGACACUACCUGGAGACCUGGUGCAGCAGCAAAGUGACACUCUGCUCCCGUGGCGGCAGCAUCAGAGCGCCAACGGCCUGCGGAGGCAGAAGAGGGACUGGGUCAUCCCACCCAUCAACGUGCCAGAGAACUCCAGAGGACCCUUUCCACAGCAGCUGGUUCGGAUUCGCUCCGAUAAGGACAAAGAGAUCCAUAUCAGGUACAGCAUCACCGGAGUGGGAGCCGACCAGCCGCCCAUGGAAGUCUUCAGCAUUGACCCUGUGUCUGGCAGGAUGUACGUGACACGCCCGAUGGACAGGGAGGAAAGAGCUUCCUACCACCUCCGGGCUCACGCAGUGGAUAUGAAUGGAAACAAGGUGGAGAAUCCUAUUGACCUUUACAUCUAUGUGAUUGAUAUGAAUGACAACAGACCAGAGUUCAUCAACCAAGUGUAUAAUGGAUCUGUUGAUGAAGGCUCCAAACCAGGUACCUACGUGAUGACGGUGACGGCAAAUGACGCAGACGACGCCACUACAGCGAACGGGAUGGUGAGGUACCGGAUCGUCACUCAGACCCCGCAGAGCCCAUCACAAAACAUGUUUACCAUUAACAGCGAGACAGGAGACAUUGUCACCGUGGCUGCUGGACUCGACAGAGAGAAAGUUCAGCAGUAUAUAGUCAUUGUUCAAGCCACAGAUAUGGAAGGAAAUCUUAACUAUGGUCUCUCAAACACGGCAACAGCGAUCAUUACGGUGACAGAUGUGAAUGACAACCCCCCUGAAUUCACCACCAGCACUUAUUCAGGAGAGGUUCCUGAGAACAGAGUGGAGGUUGUGGUGGCAAAUCUGACGGUGAUGGACCGGGACCAGCCUCACUCCCCCAACUGGAAUGCCAUCUACCGCAUCAUCAGCGGGGACCCCUCCGGGCACUUCACCAUCCGCACAGACCCCGUCACCAAUGAGGGCAUGGUGACCGUGGUGAAGGCAGUCGAUUACGAGAUGAACAGAGCUUUCAUGCUGACAGUGAUGGUAUCAAACCAAGCUCCCCUGGCCAGCGGCAUCCAGAUGUCCUUCCAGUCGACAGCAGGAGUCACCAUUUCAGUCACAGAUGUCAACGAAGCACCAUAUUUCCCAACGAACCACAAGUUAAUCAGGCUGGAGGAAGGGGUGCCAACAGGAACAGUCCUGACAACGUUUUCAGCGGUGGAUCCCGAUCGCUUCAUGCAGCAGGCAGUAAGAUACUCUAAGCUGUCAGAUCCUGCAAACUGGCUGAACAUUAAUGCCACAAAUGGUCAGAUCACUACUGCUGCUGUCCUUGAUCGAGAGUCAGACUACAUUAAGAAUAAUGUCUACGAGGCCACAUUCUUGGCGGCUGACAACGGUAUCCCCCCCGCCAGCGGCACUGGCACCCUGCAGAUCUACCUAAUCGACAUCAACGACAACGCUCCCGAGCUCCUGCCAAAGGAGGCACAGAUCUGUGAAAAGCCAAACCUGAAUGUCAUCAACAUCACAGCCGCGGACGCUGACAUCGAUCCAAACGUCGGGCCCUUCGUCUUCGAGCUGCCAAGUGUGCCAUCUGCGGUGAGGAAGAACUGGACCAUAACACGGCUGAAUGGUGAUUACGCCCAGCUCAGUUUACGGAUCAUGUACCUGGAGGCGGGUGUGUAUGAUGUGCCCAUCAUCGUGACAGACUCAGGAAACCCCCCCUUGUACAACACCUCUGUCAUCAAGGUGAAGGUGUGUCCGUGCGACGAGAACGGCGACUGCACCACCAUCGGGGCCGUGGCCGCUGCAGGGCUGGGCACGGGGGCCAUCAUUGCCAUCUUGAUCUGCAUCAUCAUCUUACUGACCAUGGUCCUGCUGUUCGUGGUGUGGAUGAAGCGCCGCGAGAAGGAGCGUCACACCAAGCAGCUCCUGAUCGACCCCGAGGACGACGUCAGGGACAACAUCCUCAAGUACGACGAAGAAGGAGGUGGAGAGGAAGACCAGGAUUACGAUUUAAGCCAGCUCCAGCAGCCAGAGACCAUGGAUCACGUGCUGAACAAGACACCCGGAGUCAGAAGGGUGGAUGAAAGACCUAUUGGUGCUGAACCACAGUAUCCUAUCAGACCAGUAAUCCCACAUCCAGGGGAUAUUGGUGAUUUUAUUAAUGAGGGCCUGCGGGCAGCAGACAACGACCCCACAGCCCCCCCAUACGAUUCCCUGCUCGUCUUUGAUUACGAGGGCAGCGGCUCCACCGCCGGCUCCGUCAGCUCCCUCAACUCCUCCAGCUCCGGGGACCAGGACUACGACUACCUGAACGACUGGGGGCCCAGGUUCAAGAAACUGGCGGACAUGUACGGGGGAGGCGAGGAAGAUUAAACUGACCUCAUCUUAUUUAAAAAAAAAAAAAAAAAAAAAAAAAAAAGAAAAAAAAAAAAAAAAAAGGAAGAAGAAGAAGAAAAAAAAAUUUAGGAGAAAAAAAAAAAACACGACAAACCCACAGACGACAACGUUAACAAAAAGAGCCGAUGCAGGAGCAAGAACUGUACAGAUGUGGCAGCUUUUUUAAUUAAUAUCCCCUGCUGACUGUAUUGUUAUUUUUAGUGGUGUUAUAGGAGGUUUCUUUUUUUUUUCUUUUCUUUUUCCUUUCCAUUUUUUUUUCUUAGAAUAUUGAGCUGUCUCGCAUGAACACUUGUCUCUGCUGCAGGUUUCUUUUUGUUGUUUCGGUUUUUUAAUGUCAGCUGGGAUAUUGCUCGUUUACCUGCUUUAUGACUAAAGAGAGUGAAAGGCACUCUGUCUUAACUUGAAUUUCUUAGAACAGAAGCACUGUUUUUAAAAUAUAUAUAUAUAUAUAUAUUUGAAAGUG
Messenger RNA from Empidonax traillii (willow flycatcher), 3275 nucleotides. It is a transcript of the gene CDH4, whose product is annotated as cadherin 4. NCBI's taxonomy places the organism in Eukaryota, Metazoa, Chordata, Aves, Passeriformes, Tyrannidae. Gene Ontology annotation, cellular component: plasma membrane; catenin complex; adherens junction. Gene Ontology annotation, biological process: cell morphogenesis; calcium-dependent cell-cell adhesion; adherens junction organization. The transcript has 16 exons. The coding region runs from base 35 to 2788 and encodes 917 amino acids. Gene Ontology annotation, molecular function: calcium ion binding; cadherin binding. The record is from RefSeq and is a predicted model, not a curated record.